Molecule: messenger RNA, 1657 nt
Organism: Panicum hallii
Lineage: Eukaryota; Viridiplantae; Streptophyta; Magnoliopsida; Poales; Poaceae
Product: putative FBD-associated F-box protein At3g50710
Exons: 4
Coding region: 1-996 (331 amino acids)
Molecular function (GO): protein binding
Source: RefSeq, a predicted model, not a curated record
AUGGAGGGCGUCGAUGGUGGCACCCAUGCUGGAGGCGACGAGGAAGACAAGUUGUUGGACGACAGCUGCACGGCCGUGAUGCGCGUUCAAAAAAAACUGUUGUAUAUCGUCUAUCAUUGCCCAACGGAACCGCCGAAUCGCCGAUCAUGGAAGAGGGAGAUAGAAUCGGAGGAGACCCUUCCGCCGCCGUCGCAGACAGACGCGCCCCAUGGCGGAUCUACAAGAAGCGAGCCGGCCGAAGGAUCACACGGCCGAGAACCACCGCCCGGCGUGGAGGGACGUGGGCGGGAGGAAGACGACGGCGUCGACCGCAUCAGCCACCUCCACGCCGAUAUCCUCGGCGACAUCAUCUCCCUCCUCCCCACCAAGGACGCCGCCCGCACCCAGACCCUCUCCUCCCGGUGGCGCUCCGCCCCGCUCAACCUCGACCACCACGACCUCCAGUGGCCCCGCUACGACGAGCAGGAGCUGGUCACCCUUACCUCCCACAUUCUCGCCUCCCACCCGGGGCCCGCCCGCCGCCUCUCCGUCGGCGUUGCCCACCUCCACCCCCGGCCCGCCGUGGUAGACGCCUGGCUCCGUUCCCCGGCGGUCGACGGCCUCCAGGAGCUCGAGUUCGACAUCGGGGGACUCUACGAGCUCCCGGCGAAUCUCCCGCUGCCGGCCUCCACCUUCCGGUUCUCGGCCACCCUCCGCGUCGCCACCAUCGCGAAGUACCGCGUCCCGGACGACGGCGCGCUCUGCUUCCCCCGGCUCCGGCAGCUUGGCCUUGAGGACGUCGUGAUCUCGGAGGGCUCGCUGCACAGGAUCAUCUCAGGCUGCCCCGUCCUCGAGUCCCUGCUGCUCACCGGCAGGUCUCGCUUCCGCUGCAUACGCAUCAACUCCCCUAGCCUUGUGAGCCUCGGCUUGCGCGUUCACACCGGGGAACUCAUCAUCGAACACGCACCUUUGCUUGAGAGGUUGCUCCAGCUUGAGUACCCAAACUGGAGACCGUAGACUGCCUUUGUGAUCUUGAUUUCUACGCCAAAUUGAAAUCUGAGGCCGCAGAACUUCAGGAAUUGAGCGCCGUUAGCUUCGUUACAGUGGUGGGCGGCGUCAAGAUUCUGGCUAUCAAUAUUCCUUCUCUAAGCAUUGAUAUGUUCAUCGACUUGAUGAGAUGCUUUCCUCGCUUGGAGAAGCUGUACAUCCAGACGCGAAAUGUGUCGGGGCACAAUAGUUUGUGGCACGAUGAUGUUAUCAAAAGCCUUGACAUCCGUCUGAAGACAGUUGCGUUGAGAAAGUAUCAAGGCACAACAUCACAACUUAACCUUGCAACAUUCUUUGUGUUGCGUGCCGAAAUGCUGGAGUUGAUGAUAAUUGAGGGUCGCCACUGUGGCACUAAGAAGUCUAUUAGAGAGCAGCGUAGGUUGCUUCCGUUGGAGAAGAGAGCUUCAAGAGGUGCUCAGUUUGAUUUUACAAGUAGUAGAUGCGACCACUUUAUUCCUCGUAUCAGUCAUCUUCGUGAUUUGUCUAAAACUGAUCUCUUCAAAUGUGAUUCAGAUUGUGCCCCUUGAGUAAGUUGUUCUUACCAAUCUUAUCUCGUGUCAAGUCUAAACCAGGUUAUUUCUCUUGUUUAAUUAAUGAAGUAAUAAUAAUGAGGCUGGCCUAUGACCUGAAA